This is a messenger RNA of Anopheles moucheti, 893 nucleotides long. RefSeq names its product FAD synthase-like. The transcript has 4 exons. Gene Ontology annotation, molecular function: FMN adenylyltransferase activity. The record is from RefSeq and is a predicted model, not a curated record. NCBI's taxonomy places the organism in Eukaryota, Metazoa, Arthropoda, Insecta, Diptera, Culicidae. Gene Ontology annotation, biological process: FAD biosynthetic process. Bases 122 to 748 code for a protein of 208 amino acids.
AUUAUUACACUGGCCGACCCACCACCCAUAGUGAUUUGUCGUUGACAGCAAAGCAAAGCAUGAAUAUCGUUUGCGCUGCGGGAGCCGCAUAAACAACGACAGGACACACGAAUUUACUACCAUGGAUAAGCUAAAAGACUCACUAAGUAUAAUCACACAAGCACUGAGCAGCUACCGUGCCUCGGAGGUAUUCAUAUCGUUCAACGGUGGAAAGGACUGUACGGUGCUGUUAGACCUAAUCCAUAAUGCAAACCUGAAGCAUGCGAAACAGAUCAAAUGUAUCUACGUCCGACCGCUUAACCCAUUCAGUGAGAUCGAAGAGUUUGUGGAGCAGUGCCGGCAACACUACGGUAUUACUAUAUCUACGGUUGACGGUGGAAUUAAGGCAGCGCUCGAGGUCAUCUGCCAGGACGAUCCACAGCUGAAGGCCUGCAUUAUGGGAUCCCGGCGGUCCGAUCCGCACUGUGAGCGGUUAGCACCGUUACAGGAAACGGAUCCUGGUUGGCCACCGCUGAUGCGAAUCAAUCCACUGUUAGAAUGGACCUGUGAAGACAUCUGGUGCUACAUCCGGGAACAUAACGUACCGUACUGCACGUUGUACGAUAGAGGCUAUACUUCAAUUGGUGAUCGUACGAAUACAAUUCCCAACCCACACCUAAAGGUUGAAGCGGACAGUGAGCAAGUAACGUACCUUCCGGCGUACACGUUGCAAGAAGCGGACAAAUAUGAAAGGGCAGGCAGACUAUAGCGCCUUUUCUGCUGCUGCUGAUGGUGGUCCACGUACCUGUUUCAGGAAACAUUGGGGUAGUUGCCUAGCAACGGUAAAUCCUUCCUUUAAUCUUAUCAUCCCUAAACAAACACCACGGGUGGACUCUGUUUUACGUCUUUUACAA